AUGAAGACGAGCGUUUUGACGACGACAAACGCAACAAGCUCGCCUGCCGCCGGCAGUGCCCUCCCUCUGAAAGCAGCUCAGAGACCAGGCACGAUCUCGCGUAAGAGCAAGGGUGAAUUGCUCUCGAUUGCUCUGCCCGCCAACGGCUUCGCCAGUUCGCUCGCCAGCCCGCCGCAGUCAAGCGGACCUGUCUCGCCACAGAUGCAGCGAAGUACAGAGAGAGAACGCUCAGCUUCGAGCGCGAGCACGGCCAGUCUCGCUUCGAGCUACCAAGCCCAGCAAAAUCAGUAUCAUCGCACACAGCAGGCAGCGAUAGGUAGCAGCAGACAGCAGCAGCAGCAGCAGCAGCAACAACAGCCCACCUCGUACCGUCAACUCCGAUCUGGUGGUCCCCUCACGCCUGGCUCGGAAUCCAUCAUGUCAGCCUCUCAGUCGAGCAUCGGUUUCGGCGACCGGCAAGGUCAGGCAACCCCCUCUCACGCAGGCACGACACGUAGCAGUCAUCCAAGUGCCAACUUCUACCGCGCCACGUUAGCAGAGAUUCAUCAGGUCCUAUAUAGCGGCAGCUCGGUCGAGCGUGAGGAUAUCAUAGAGACCGUGGAGAGAUGCUACGAGACUGCGGCUGUGUUUGAGAAUCCGUUGACGAGAGCAGAGGGCAAACAAAGCAUCGCAGAUCAGUUCCAGCUGCUUGCUCUCCUGCCCGGUACCGUCUGGUCAGAGCUCAACGAUGUCUGUGAGCGCGAAUCCUUUGAUGGCAAUCGCGUCCUGCUGCUGUCCCAUACACUCAAUCUGGCGCUCCUCCCGAGCAUGCACGAAGCCCUCAACGGCAACUAUGGCGUCCGGUAUGCCAAUCCAUCCUAUCCGCCUACACCGUGGUCGUCGAUGACACCGGCAACCCGCACGCCUGCGCCAGGUACACCCAUUCGUGCUUCGUUUGCCGAAUUUCGCUCUCCGGAGCACGAAGAGGCCCCGAUGGCAGCGAGGCCAUGGCCGAUACGCGCUGCGGUAUCGCUUUUUCAUCCGAAACGCAUCGUGUCUGCUCUGACGUCCGUGCAGCUCAAGGUCGUCACUCGCCUCGAGUUCAACGAGGCCGGCAGAAUCACGUUUCACGAGGAUACGUGGGGAAUCAAGGAAGCUAUCGAGGGCUUGAUACCUGUGAUCGGAUCAGUCUAUUACUUUGAGCGCAAGCUAGCCGGCGUGCUUUCGUCGGGUCUCAGUCGCGUCCUGUUCCGCACCCGACCACUAGAAGAAGACACCGCAAGUCAGUACGAGGAAGACCAACUGCGCGCUGCCGAGCACUUCGCAAACACCGUCAACGGCGGUCUGCGGUAUAGCGACAAAAAUUCGCCCUUGCACUCCCGCAAAACCUCUCUUUCUGCCAAUGGAGGCCUCUUUGACGUGCGGGCCCGCCAAUCCGGUAGCAGGACUAAUCUCUACGGGCUCGGCGUCAACAGGAGCGAAGGCAUCAGUCCUGGCUCGGACGGCGAGGCAUGA
Molecule: messenger RNA, 1494 nt
Organism: Mixia osmundae IAM 14324
Lineage: Eukaryota; Fungi; Basidiomycota; Mixiomycetes; Mixiales; Mixiaceae
Exons: 2
Coding region: 1-1494 (497 amino acids)
Source: RefSeq, a predicted model, not a curated record